GAGCUCCGCCACAACAGAUGGACCUCUCGCGCUCUCCUCCUCCUAUCAGCUCGUGGUGGAUGCACGCGCCCAAGUGAUUGUCUCCAACGGCUGGAGAGCGGGCGAGUUAGCCGAGUAGUUUACCGUUAACGGACAGUAACGGGAAUAAGGGGAAAGACGGAGAGGAGGCGAACCGGAGAGCCUGCGUCCCCGGGUUUGGUGAGCCGAGAGAGGAGCUCCAAAAGUCGGCAGGAAUCAGACAGAAGCCUCGGUGUAGCUAACUCACUCUUUCUGGUGACUCAACAAGAUCACACUGUCUUCACUACGCUCCUCUCAUGCUGACUGAAAAUGGAUGAUACACAGGACGGGGUUCAGAUUGGAGAGAACAAGUUCAUCAGCAAGGCAACAAUCCUCUCCCAUCUUAAGACAUACAACCUCUACUAUGAAGGGCAAAAUCUACAGCUCAGACACAGAGAGGAAGAGGGGGAGUUAAUUGUCGAGGGCUUGCUAAAUAUCUUCUGGGGUCUGCGGCGACCAAUCAGGCUUCAGAUGCAGGAUGACCACGAGCGAAUUCGACCACCCCCCUCCUCCACGUCCUGGCACUCGGGUUGUAAUUUGGACAGUCAAGGUUCCCCCAACAGCACAGAUGGUCAGCAGAUGACACCGCAGAGCCCGCCCACAGUGGAAGUGACGCCACCCGACAUCCAAUCCAAUGACAACGGUAUGACAGAAGAAGAGACAGAAGAGGACAGUGAGAGCUCCGCUCAGCUCCUCAGGACAAAGAGUGAUGCCGGAGUCUUAAGACGGGGACAGCGACGGUCACCGAGUGACCAGAGGAAAAUUCGACGCCAUCGAUUCUCCAUCAACGGACACUUCUACAACCAUAAGACAGCAGUGUUUACUCCUGCUUAUGGCUCAGUGACUAAUGUCCGCAUCAACAGCUGCAUGAGAACACCUCAGGUGCUACGAGUCCUCCUCAACAAGUUUAAAAUUGAAAACAGCCCAGAUGAUUUUGCACUCUACCUUGUCCAUACAAGCGGAGAGCGUGUGAAGCUGAAGCGGAGUGACUAUCCUCUGGUGCUGAGAGUAAUGCAGGGUCCAUGUGAGCUGGUCUGUAAAGUUUUCCUCAUGGAAGAAGAUCUGGGGGAAGAAGUCACAUAUGAUGUGGCACAGUAUAUCAAGUUUGAGAUGCCUGUCCUGCAGAGUUUCAUCACCAAGCUGAAAGAGGAGGAGGACAGAGAGGUGCAGAAACUCAGGAGAAGGUAUAAUUACCUGCGGUGUAUAAUUGAAAAACAGCUCCGGUGUCUUCCAGAGGGUGCAACCUGUAUUUGAUCUGCUCAUGGUGAGGACUCCUUCCAGCACAUCAAACUGUCAAAACCUUUCCCAGAGUACAAUAUCCUCCACCCAGCUGUGCCUGAGAAUUAGCUGACAAGAACCUGAUCAUCCUGCUCCUUUGAAUCCCUGCUUCUGCAUGGAGUCUUUUUCAAAUCAAUCAUUCAAUUUACAGACAAAACUUUAACAUGCCAUGACUUGUGUGCAUGUUAAGUGUGACCAUCUCAGCAAUAGUCUUGAGAGUCGUGAUGACUCACAGCCUUGUAAAGUGUAUUGAAACUCAAUCAUUUCAUCUCUGCUUUUCUCUCUAUAUUUCUUUGUCCUUAUGUACAGUACAUACAGAAAGACAUUCCUCUACACCUGAGUAAUUUUAAUGUCUUUGCAGAAAAGUGCUUUGCAGAAUGAGCCUAAAAUGUGACGUCCUGUCUUCUGUCUACCCCCCCAGACUGCACACUGAUACCCAAAAUCAAUUUAAAGCACAAACUUCAUAAUAUAUGCUCUUAGCAAAGUGCCUGUUAAAGGUUUCUUCAAGCACAAAAACACACACUUUGAUGAAAUAUUUAGGACAUUUUAGGGGUUUUAACAGGAAAGCACAAAGCUAUGGUAGAACCAUGUCAGACCACACAGUUCAGGUUAAAUGUGAAACUGACCAGACCAUAAGCAAAAGGUUGUGGCCCCAAAAGCUGACACCAUCCAGUGCCGGAUUGCACUGGGUGUUUUCAUGGUCCUCGCUUUUUCAGAAUUUGUUAAAUAUUGUAAUUGAAAGAAUAUGAUUUACCCUCCCCUUUUUAUUGCAGCUGAGAACUUCUCUGCAGGGGUUAUUGAAGGCCAUGUGAAGGGAUAAUGUGUGUAUGUUGUCACCAUCAGUCUGAUGAUGACAACAGUUGUGCCUUCUCUGCAGGCGUACAAACUGAAUGUUUAAGACAUUUUAAGAUUGAAGUUAAGGAAUAGUUUGGUAUUUUCAGAAAAAUACAUUCCUUCAUUUUCUUGCUGACAGUUAGCUGAGAGGAUUGAUGCCACUCUGCACUGUGUAUAUGAGGCUACCACCAGCCACUUAGCUUAGCUAAACUUAGCAUAAAGAUUGGAAAAGGGAAAUGACAAGUUGUGGUUUUACAGGGGUUUAUGUGCCAGAUUAUAUCUUGGUUGAGACCUUGAGACCUAGUGUGGCACAUAACCUCCUGUAACAUUUUUUUUUUCACAGUUGAUUCAUCAAACUCUGCAAAAAAUCAAAUAAGUAUAUUUUCCAAAAUGUCAAACUUUUCCUUUUAAAGAGAAAAAUCCAUCUGGAAUUUAACACUUUUAGGCCCCUUUUGUUUUCUGGCUAUCUGAAUGUUCUUACUUGUUUUACUGCCUUAAGCAAGAUGACAAUGAGAUUUUAAGCACAGUAAAAUACUAUUUGACAGAAUAACAAUUUUAAUAUUCAUUCUUCACACAAUGUCUGAAGACACAAAGUCUUAACGCCUUGUCGAAGAAUAUUCAUGGGUGGAUUUUUUUUUUUUUUUUUUUUUUUUUUUCCUUCUACAUCCAACAAAGAAUGACGCAAAAAACACAAGACACAAGUGAAAUCCCACAAGACUGUGAAUUAUACUGAUUAUCUUUAAUGGAGAAUGUUUUAAAUGUGCAAAAGAUCGUUUCAAAGCAGUACAGUUUGCCUCCACAUGUACAGCGCUUUGCAUAUGUCUGCUUUUAUCUGUGUGCGUACAGAACGAUGUUUUAGUAUUUCCAACACCUUUGUUGAAAAUCUCGCAGUACACAGUGGACUAUGUCAUCAAGUGUGUGUGUGUGUGUGUGUGCGGUUCUGAAAGUGUGCAUGUUAUAUUUUUAGUGACUGUUAAGACUUGCCUGCUUUUGUAUUUUGUCUUUUACAAAACAAUGAAGAAACUCAGUCUUUAAAAUGUUCAGAACUCAUGCCACUACUUAGAAAAUGUAGUUUUUUUUGUUUUGUUUUUUUUCGUACAAUGAUUGUUAUUUAAUAAAAAAAAAAGUUAUCUUGAGAAAAGAUGUACAUAUAUAUCCGUGGUCUCCCUCUGUCUCGUUCAGGUCAGUGGGUUAAAAGCCGAGCAUGUUAUGUAAUGAUGUUUAAAGCUUGUUGUAUAAUUUAAAAUGAUAUUAUAACACAGUUUGCUGGCGGCGAGGACUCAUGGUCGAAGCUUCUGGAGAGCUCAUUACGUGUUCACUUAGGGGGGAGUUAAAUAAUUGAGACAAAUUUAGAAACAGACGCUCAGGUAUUUAUAUGCCUGUUGUCUGUGGUACAGCAGCUUACUGUACAUUCAGCCAGUGAGCAGGUGUGAGUCAGAGUGAUCCACUCCACCUGAUUGAAGUUGUCUGGAGGAUAACAGGCUGGCCCUGAAACAUACUUCCCUACAGACAGUCAGGAGGAGUCUGAGCUGCAAACACGCACUUUGUGGAGGAGGAGCAUCAUCUCAACUGCCGCACUGGUUCCUCUCCGUUGAAAACAGCCACUCAACAGGUGAGAUGUCUUAUUCUAAGAAAACAAUCAUUUUUUAGAAUUAAGGUGUGUUACUUUUUUAGUAUAAACUGGUAUGAAGAUUUUCAGCAGGUUGAAAUGGUGUUUCUUAUUUUCCUAUGUUGUUUUUGUCAGUGUAUUUCCCUUUUUUUUUUUUUUGGAUGUAAUGUUAAUACGUCCUCUGCUGCACAAAUUAGGGACCAUCUCUAGAAAGCACAAUUAAUGAUACACUGGGAAACGGACCAUGGUGCUCCAAAUUAAAUCAAGUAUUUCAUCUUCUCUGUGAGUCUAGGCUACUGUGGCUGUAAUCUGAGAGUUACUGGAUUAUUCUCAAACUAAGUGACCCCGUGUAAUUAUAGCUCAACUCAUCUUCUGAGAGGACACAGAUUAGAGGGUAGUUUGACGACAGCAAAGCAAAUGAUGUCAUGCUGCUCACUAGGAACACACUGUAGUCGGGGGGCGGAGGUAUUCAAAUUGUUUACUUAUGUAAAAAUAAUAAUACCACACUACACAAAUACUCCUCUAUAAAAAAUUAAAAAAAAAAGAUUCAUGUAAAAGUAUAAAAGUAUUUACAACUAAAUGUACUUGAAGCAUAAAAAUUUAAAGUUGUCAUGAUGCAGAAUGGUCCCUGUUUUAUUUUGGGAUCAUUUAUUAUUGAGCAGUACUUUGGUGCUGCAGUUGGUUUAGGUGGAGUCAAUUUUAACAGCUUCAUAUGGGCUCCUGUUGCGUACUUUAAUGUACGAUAAUCCAUCAUAAUUUAUAAAACGUGCAUCCUUGAUCUGAAAGACUAGUAACUACCAGCAAUAGCUGUAAAUGUAAUAAAUGUAGAACAGUAUUUCCUCAGAAUUGUUGUGGAGUUGAAAUAUAAAGUGGAAGGAAGCCACUCAGGUUCAAAGUUAUAAUUGCAUACAGUACUUGACUAAAUGUUUACAUCACUGCUUAUACUCCUAAUUUGUAAUUAUUUGUUAGAAAAAAUAUUGUCAAGAGUGUGUGAGAAAAAACUCCAAGAGUCAUUUAAAAGUUCACUUAAUCAAUCAUCAUCUUGCUUAAUCAAACAUUUUCUAUUGAAAGAAAAUGUCACAUUAUUCAAUUGAUUAUUUUUAUUAUUUAUUAUGACUAAAUACUGAAUGUCAUAUUGACAGUGAUAAAUUAUAGUGACAUAUCUAACACACAAUGCUUUAUAUUAUGUUACACUUUAUAAUAGUAUAUUAUUACUGUUUAAUAUGUGAAUUUACAUAGUCUGCACAUACAUUCUUUGUAACACUAUAUACUUGGAAAUUAUGAAAUCUAUCUGAUCCCAUGUCAGCUGCAGUGUUAAAUUGUGUUGCAAGAGUGAUUGUGUAAGAUGUUUGUUAAAGCUGGAUUAAGACCAGUGAUCUGUUCGGCUCUUAAUUUGUCAGAGAUGUAAAAAUACCACACAGCAGGACUAAAGCUGCAAUGAGAACAUCCCAUGAGUCUCUGUAUAUAUGUGUGUGUGUGUGUGUGUGUGUGUGUGUGUGUGUGUGUGUGUGUGUGUGUGUGUGUGUGAGAGCACUGUGUGUCCUAACCCUAAGCAAUGGUGGAAUAUUACUAGGUGCAUUUACUUACUGAAGUACAAUUAUGAAGUACUUAUACUUAAGUACUUUCAUUUAUGCUACAUUUUUACAGAGAAAUACUGUAAUUUUUACUCCGAGUCCUGCACUGAUUGAACAUCUAUAGUUUGCAAUUACUUAAAAAUCAAGAUUUUGCACCCAUGAAUAUGAUGAAAUUCUAAAAUAUGCACUUUUAUGCAUUAAACUACCCAAUGUUUGCCUGAUAAUAUGAGCUAUUUUAAAUUUUGAAUGUAUGAUUUAUAGCUUAUUAAAAUAUUUGUUAUGAUUUACUUAAGGCUUCCUUAACAUCUAAUGUAUUUCUUAUAAUGAGAUGGCCUUUUCUAUAAUAAUAAAUACAUUUUUAAAUGCUACUUAUUACCUGUGAUUAUCUUUAUUUUUUUAACUCUGGAAAGUGUUUUUUGCUUGAAAAGUGUUCUAUGAAUUAACUGCUAUUAUUAACUAUAAUUAUUAUAAAUGACCAAUUAUUAUCAGUAACAGAGUAUUGAUAGAGUGUGUUAUUACUUAUUACUUUUAUUUAGGUAAAGGAUCUGAAUACUUUUUCCACCACUGUCCAGAAUCAUAAUAAUUGAUAAAUGAUAGUUUCCUUACAUGUAACUAACUAAACCUAACAAAAGAAAAGUGAACAAGUCCGUUUCUAGUGGUUAGACACUAAGUCAGAUACUCUCCAUUAAGGAAUUCACAUGUCCUAACGAUGUUUCCUUUGUCCUAUUUUUUUACAGAAUAAGAAAAAUGUUGGUCCUGCAGAAACUCCCCCUCACAGUGGCCCUCUGCCUGCUGCUGCUUGCCACACUGUUACCCAGCUCUGAGGCCCGGCGUGGUCGUGGAGGUGGUGGCGGUGGCUUUGGCCGAGGUGGAGGAGGUUACAGCCGGGGCUGGGGUGGAGGUGGCGGACAGGCCUACAGACCAGCACCUGCCCAGGGGAGUGGUCCCAGUGCAGGGAAAAUAGCAGGGGCAGCUGCAGCGGGCGCCAUAGGAGGAUCAAUGAUCGGGUCUGCUUUGAGCCGCCCUGGGUAUGGGUACGGGUAUGGUGGAGGUUAUGGGGGUUAUGGUGGUGGAUUCGGUGGAUAUGGAGGAUAUGGAGGGGGCUAUGGCUACCCACGAUAUGGUGGUGGUGGUGGCUAUGGCCCCAGGCCUGGCUAUGAGCCCGAGGGCUCUGGAGAUAUGGAGUACUACACUGGCGCAUCCAGUGGCCCCAUCUACAACAGUAUCAUUGUUGUUAUCGGCUCCCUGAUGUCUCUGCUGAUGGGCCACUGGAUGGCAGUCAUGUAGAGCUGGAGACAGAGCUGAGAUUCCAAAAGAAGACGCAGAACCAAACCAUGACCAAAAAUAACCCACGACCUGACUGUACACAGGACCAUUUUUCAUUUAAAGUCAAAUGUCACCUAAAAUAUGAUCCUGGAGAGAUGACAAGCUGUGGCCAAUUUGAGACUUCAGUGACACUCCAUGAGGACAGGAAGAGGAAUUUGACCCAUUUAACAUCUACAACAUGUCAGUGUGACACCGUGCUUCAGUCUGCAGGUGUACUGAUGAACAAAGACAACUUCCUGUUGAUAUUUGUCCAUGAAUAACUAUCUCCAUUGUAUCCUUCACUCCUGUUUUUCCUUUUAAUGUGUCCAGUCUUUUUAUACUUUUGAUGGUUGUAGUACUAAUGACAGUGAUGAUUCAUUGUUUUUUCUCCAUAAACAAUCUAUGAAGACAGCAGGAUAAAAAGAAUAGAUGUGUAAUCAGGUUAAGUCUACCUCAAGAAAUAAUUUCCAGACCGGAGUUUAAGAGCAGCUAUACUCUAAAUAAUAUGAUGCCAUUUCUCAGUAUAUUUCAUCAUUACAUAAUCAUUUUCCCUUCUGAUUCACAUUGUCUACUCUGCAUAUGUUACAUUUUCAAUGUAUUCUUGUAUAUCUGUACAGUACAUAAUUAAAGUACAUGUUUAUGCCAUUCUUUAGACUUUUAUGUAACAGUGCAAAAUAGGGUCCCAUGUUUAAUAUUGUUUUAUAAGUAAAAAGAACUUAGAACAAACAUUUCUGUUGAAUUUUAUUGUCUACAUUGUUUAUUCAGAUGUGACCUGCUAAAAUAACAGUGGAUGAUCCACUGUUUAGACAUGUUUAGAUACCCAACGUCUAUGUGCAUUUUUAAGUGACAACAGUGUAGACUUUUAGGAAAACUCAAGAGUUUUGAACUUGAACAAUUGAUUCUUGACUAAACAGCAGGAACCAAACACAAUAUCUACUCAAGCUCCUCUGUUCCGGAGCUUUCAACCAUAUCUCACUACCAUUAAUCGGCACAUUGAUCUUUCAAGAACAACCUUUAAUCUGACAUGGACAAGAAGUCCUCAGAAUAAUGGAGGGUUUACUGCUGCAACUCCAUAACAGCAGAAUAGUGUUGCAUGACUCAGCUUUUCAGCUGACAAUAACAUCCUGCAGCCUUGCAUCAUAUAUCCGCUUCAUGAGAGCAGCAGCCGAUCACACAAGUGCUCGUGUUUGCUUUCUUCUGUCCUUUACAGUGCUGUAGUAACCAUCUCAGAAUCUGAUGAUGAUGCAGUGUGUGUUUAUAUUAAACAUACAUACAGUAAACAUACAGCAAUGUUCUUCACAUUCAGUAUUUCAUCACAGGCUCAUUACCUGAAACAAGAAGUGUCGCCACACCCUUGUGUUGUUGCUACAACAGACUUGACUUUUUACAGUCUGAGUUUUGGUUUACACUUAACCCAGAGCCAUAUUUUGCCAUAUAUGUAAAAUAAAGUCAGGGAUAGAGGUUUAUUUCUUAUGAAACUCAAUAUUUAUAUCUCAGAAUUACCUGAAUGCUGCAUGUUGUGGUUUUGGAAAUAAACUAUUACUUACAAACAAG
This is a messenger RNA of Seriola aureovittata, 8211 nucleotides long. It is a transcript of the gene rassf2b, whose product is annotated as Ras association domain family member 2b. The coding region runs from base 328 to 1311 and encodes 327 amino acids. The transcript is spliced from 11 exons. NCBI's taxonomy places the organism in Eukaryota, Metazoa, Chordata, Actinopteri, Carangiformes, Carangidae. Gene Ontology annotation, cellular component: cytoplasm; nucleus. Gene Ontology annotation, biological process: positive regulation of protein kinase activity; signal transduction; regulation of non-canonical NF-kappaB signal transduction. The record is from RefSeq and is a predicted model, not a curated record.